GGAAGUGACGCAUUAACCACAGGGGAGUAAAAGCUGACAAACAAUACAGAGGGGUUGAGUUGUCUUUUACCAAGUAAGUACAGAGCUGUGGCUUACAUACCACCAUCUUCCUGAAGGAUAAAGACUGAGGAAGCUUUAAUGGUGUAGUUGCUUUCCUGUCAGCAAAAAGGUACCAAAGCAAAACUCUUCAAGAACCCUGUACCUUUCCAUUUCACCAGGACUGAGUUACUAUAAUGGCUAAUACUACAAUCACCGUCCAGCCAGGGGUGAUGUUGCCGGCUUAUGCCAAAACUAGCACAUGGAGCACUGGCUUGUGUGACUGCUGCGACGACAUGAGCGUCUGCUGUUUUGGUUUCUGGUGCCCCUGGUGUUUGAUGUGUACUACCAGCCAAGAGUUUGGAGAAUGCCUUUGUCUCCCUCUGCUGGAUCUGUGCUUCGGGGCCCUCAUACCACCCGCCAGUUAUUCUGUGAGAAGUGCCAUGAGAGAGAGAUACCGCAUCCAGGGCACAAUGUGUGAUGACUGUUGCGUGGUGUCCUGCUGUGGAAUCUGCUCAUGGUGUCAGAUGGCCAGAGAGCUGAAGCUCCGCAGACAGCCCCAGGUGUUUGUGAACCCGCCGGUGAACGUGACCUACCAAGCACCAGCGAACGCACCGUUGGUGAAUCCGUCCUACCAGCAGCCUGCUGUGAAUCCGGGCUACCAGCCACUGCAGCCUAAUAACCCUCCUAUGUACGCCCAGCCUUCCAAGUCAACUGACCCUCAUGGUGCAGGACUGUAUCCGGCUGUAUAAGCUACAUAUAAUCUACAGAAUUCUAUAAAAAGUCUAUUUUAUGUAGAGUCUUUUUUCCUGCAUUUUUAUAGUUUCGAUUGUAGUUCGUUAUGUAUGUUUGAAAGAAUAUAUUCACAAGUAUACAAAGUCUAUUUUUGUGUUAAACCUGUUCCUUUUUUCUUUGGAGGCAUCAUUAAAACAUAAUACCUCACAAUAUUAA
This is a messenger RNA of Ictalurus punctatus (channel catfish), 987 nucleotides long. RefSeq names its product plac8 onzin related protein 6 (gene ponzr6). Bases 234 to 788 code for a protein of 184 amino acids. The record is from RefSeq and is a predicted model, not a curated record. Lineage: Eukaryota; Metazoa; Chordata; Actinopteri; Siluriformes; Ictaluridae. The transcript is spliced from 5 exons.